Molecule: messenger RNA, 2271 nt
Organism: Betta splendens (Siamese fighting fish)
Lineage: Eukaryota; Metazoa; Chordata; Actinopteri; Anabantiformes; Osphronemidae
Gene: gtf2a1l
Product: general transcription factor IIA, 1-like
Exons: 9
Coding region: 219-1583 (454 amino acids)
Biological process (GO): transcription by RNA polymerase II; transcription initiation at RNA polymerase II promoter
Cellular component (GO): transcription factor TFIIA complex
Source: RefSeq, a predicted model, not a curated record
UUAAUUUAUCAAGGGAAGAAGUCUGGCAACAGCUUCACCUUCUGCUGCACCGCGACAAAUAGGAACGUGGCUUCAUCUCAACGGAAGCUUCCGCUCCGAACGCACCUGUGGCGCCUGAUCAGCGUCACCUGCGUCGCGUUGCUUUUCAUCGCAUCGCCACGCGAUCCCCGUGUGGUGAUUGGGGUUUGAUGGGAAGUUCACUGUCGCCGCUUUGAAGCAUGCUGAGCAACACCGGUCCGGUGGGCAAACUCUACUUGUCCAUAAUUGAUGACGUCAUUGAGGGUAUGAGGGAGCUCUUCCUGGAUGAAGGGCUUGAAGACCGUGUCCUGGAUGAUUUAAAACAUCUCUGGGAGUCGAAGAUGAUGCAGUCAAAGGCAAUGGAAGACUUCAGAAAAAGUCUCAACUCCUCCAACUUCGUGCUCCAGCUCCCUGCCAGCUACAGUCAGGCGGAUCAGGAGCUCACAGCCUCCGUCGUGAUCCCAGCGAAUCGGAGCGUCCACAGCUUUCCAGUCAAGAACAACUCCGAGGCCCUGGCUACGUUCUCGCUCCCCGCCGGCUUGGCUUACCCCGUGCAGAUCCCAGCGGGGGUCACCCUGCAGACGGCCUCCGGUCAACUCUACAAGGUCAACGUUCCCGUUGUGGUGACUCAGGCCCCGGCAGGUCAGCGAGCGCUGUCCCAAACCACGAAGGUCAUCGACUGGAGGGAAGCCCUGACCCGUCCCUCGUCAUCAUCAUCAUCAUCCGCCGCCGUCCCAGCAGCGGCCGUUCGUCCUCAGGAGCCGACUGCUGCUGUCACUCAGCCGCCGCCGACUGCCGGCGUGCCCUCCGGCCAGCAGGGCCCGGCCCCCCCCCCGCCGCCGCUUCCUGCCGCCGAGGCCUCGCCGCCGCCGGGGGCCGAGGCUCCGCAGCCCGAGGUCGCGGGGGAGGAACCCGAGCCGAGGCCGCGGUGUGAAGCGGCGUCGCCCUGCAGCCACUUAUUAGACUUCCAGAUCCGUGCAGAGGAGGCCUUGACCCAGACGGGACGCCCGAAGGCCAGAGACAUCGAUGAGAUCCUGAAAGAGGUGAUCGAGGUGGAGACGGAGAAAGUGGAAAGGGCGCGGAAUCUGGCGUCUGCGAAGGCCGGCGAUCGGGCCGAGGCCGCACUUGGGCUGGACCUGGACUACGGCUACAGCCAGAUUUCAGACAUCGUUCAGCUGGACGGCGCCGCCGACAGCUCCGACGUUGAGGAGGAGGGAGCUCCCCUGGACGAGAACAACUUUCUGGGCAUUUUAAAUGCGGAGGCCAUAAAGGCCCUGCAGGAAGGAGAUGGAAGCAGCGACGGCAACAGCAUGUCCUCCAGCAGCGACGGCGAGGGAGCAGGUGAACUCGCUAAUGUGGAGGAAGAGGAUCCUUUGAACUCGGGCGACGACGUCAUUGAGCAGGACAUCCCGGAUCUCUUCGACACGGAGAACGUGAUCGUUUGCCAGUACGACAAGAUCCACCGCAGCAAGAACCGCUGGAAGUUCCAUUUGAAAGAUGGAGUGAUGUGCCACGGAGGCAGGGAUUACGUGUUCUCUAAAGCUGUGGGAGAAGCCGAGUGGUAAUGAGUCUCUUCAACACAUCAGAUAAUCUUGAACCUCAACCACUUACUGGUGUAAUUAGCUCAUGGAGCAGCAAGUUAAAACACCACUGUGCAAACUUUGUUUUCGUUAUGUAAUGAGUAUUUUCAAGCAAGAAAUUACUUCUUUUGGCUUUGAGUCAGAUUCAUUUGUAUGAAAUUAUUUUGCCUUUAUUAGGAAAAAAAGUCAUUAUGUUGCUGUGAGGGCAUCUAAUACACACUUUGACGAGCAAACAUUGCAUUGUGUCUUUAAUCCCAUCAAACAUUCUGAGCUGGGCUGUGUUCAGUUAAUUCUCUUUUCUUUACAACCCAGUACAGUUGAUGUUUGCUGUCUUAUCAUACUUUGAAAAAUUAAUUAUUUCACUAGUAAAACCAAACAAACCCCACGAGGCUACUGGAAACCAUGUAGCAGAGAAGGCUGCAUCACUUUCUAAACUGAAACACAUGUUUGACCAGCUUGAAACGAAUGUGGAGGAUAGUGUGAAAAUGCAAGGGACAAAUCUUCACAAAAUAUUUCAGCUUUUAUUAUGAAGUUCUCAUUUACCCGCUGGUUAUUAACAGGAUAUAAAAGCACACACAACACAAAUGUUUAUUUCUUUUAUGGUUGCAGUAAUGACCUUUUGUAAUGUUGCUCUGAAAAACAAAUGGUCACAAGUAAAUGAGGUUUGAAACAA